Balaenoptera acutorostrata (minke whale) is the source of this 403-nucleotide messenger RNA. It is a transcript of the gene GCHFR, whose product is annotated as GTP cyclohydrolase I feedback regulator. Gene Ontology annotation, biological process: negative regulation of biosynthetic process. Gene Ontology annotation, cellular component: nucleus; cytoplasm. NCBI's taxonomy places the organism in Eukaryota, Metazoa, Chordata, Mammalia, Artiodactyla, Balaenopteridae. The transcript is spliced from 3 exons. The record is from RefSeq and is a predicted model, not a curated record. The coding region runs from base 133 to 387 and encodes 84 amino acids. Gene Ontology annotation, molecular function: GTP cyclohydrolase binding.
AUUGGCGCAGCCCGAGGCCAGAGCAGGAGUAACUGGACUCCAGGCGGCCGGUCGCAGUCCCGGAGCCCGAGGGGCUGGCGUCUGCGCCGGGCCCAAAGUCUAGGGAGAGAGCCUGACCGGGACGCGCGCACCAUGCCCUACCUGCUCAUCAGCACCCAGAUCCGCAUGGAGGUGGGCCCCACCAUGGUGGGCGAUGAGCACUCCGAUCCAGAACUGAUGCGGCAUCUGGGGGCCUCAAAAAGAAGCGUCCUGGGAAACAACUUCUGUGAGUACUACGUCAAUGACCCUCCUCGAAUAGUCCUUGACAAGCUGGAGCGCAGGGGCUUCCGUGUGCUGAGCAUGACAGGGGUGGGCCAGACAUUGGUGUGGUGCCUGCACAAGGAGUGACCCUCCCACGCUGAGG